AUCCCCUGCAUCUGCGGCAAUGGGUAAGGGAACAGGGAGCUUUGGUAAGAGGAGGAACAAGUCACACACGCUCUGUGUGAGAUGUGGCCGCCGAAGCUUUCACAUCCAGAAGAGUCGUUGCUCGGCCUGUGCUUAUCCAGCUGCCAGAAAGAGGACAUAUAACUGGAGCGUGAAGGCAAUAAGAAGAAAGACAACAGGAACUGGUAGAAUGAGGUAUCUCGGCAACGUGCCUCGUAGGUUCAAGACUGGCUUUAGAGAAGGUACCCAAGCCACCCCAAGAAACAAGGCUGCAGCUGCUUCUUCCUAGGCAUUUGUUCAUUUUGUGUUUUGCCGUUUGUUUCUUGCGUCUGAUGUAGCUUUUUGUUUUAUUCUUUUUUGGAGGAGAAACUACUUUGUUUUGUUUAUUUUUUGCUAUUGUACUUCUUUCGUCUGCAAUUCUAUCCCAGAUUGUCUCAUCAAUGGUAUAUCAAAUGAAAUGCAUCCGUGCUA
This is a messenger RNA of Arabidopsis arenosa, 489 nucleotides long. NCBI's taxonomy places the organism in Eukaryota, Viridiplantae, Streptophyta, Magnoliopsida, Brassicales, Brassicaceae. The record is from the annotation of a GenBank genome assembly.